AUUGCAGCUCAAAUUGCCAGUGUGUUUCGCAUGGAGGGGGCACUCGCUUCAGGAAGGAAAUCAGCCAUCAAAGGGAUCGAGCAGACAACUUUGUUACAGUCCCGCCGGAGUCACUCAUUACAAGGAUUUCUGAUAACGCGAGCUGGACUAAAACGUUAAAAUGUAUACCGGAGUGUUUCUACUGAUGCUGGUCGUCGGGCUCUACGCUGAUACUAUGGACCAAGGGCCAACAGCUGGCUGUACCUUUGACGAAGACUCUGACCCUGGACUGUGUGAGUACAAGCAGGGACAGGAGGACGACUUUGACUGGCAGCUGAUGAGGACAUACAACUGGCCACACAGCACCACAGACCUGCUGCGAGGGUCGUUCAUGAUGGUGAACUCGUCCCAGCAUGCCGUGGGGCAGCGGGCCCACCUUCUCCUCCGUUCGCUGAGUGAGAACGACACGCACUGCAUCCAAUUCAGCUACUUCCUGUACAGCCGCGACGGCCAUUCCCCCGGGGACCUGCAGCUCUACAUCCGGGUCAACGGGGGGCCGCGGGGAAGCGCCGUCUGGAACGUCACCGGGUCACAUGGACGCCAGUGGCACCAGGUGGAGCUAGCCGUCAGCACAUUCUGGCCCAGCGAAUACCAGGUGGUGUUUGAAGCAUCCGUCUCGGCAGAACGGCGAGGCUACAUUGCCAUUGAUGACAUCCUGCUGCUCAACUACCCCUGCUACAAGGUUCCCCACUUCUCUCGGCUGGGGGAUGUGGAGGUCAAUGCAGGGCAGAAUGCCACCUUCCAGUGUGUCGCCACGGGCAAAACUACAGAGACAGAACCCUUCCUACUGGAGCGUCGUAACGGUGUGGUUGUGGCUGCGUCCUCUAUCCAGCGUCUGAGCCACAAGCGUCUGAUGGCCACCUUCCAGGUGGCGGCUGAGAGGGGGGAGCAGGACCUGUAUCGUUGCGUCACAGAGUCCACCCGCGGAGCUGCUGUGUCUAACUUUGCCGAGCUCAUCGUCAGAGUGCCCCCCACCCCCAUCGCUCCACCCCAGCUGCUCCGGGCUGGCCCCACCUACCUGAUCAUCCAACUCAACACAAACUCCAUCGUGGGGGACGGCCCCGUGAUCCGUCGCGAGAUCGAGUACCGCGCCAGCCAAUCACCAUGGUCGGAGACACAUGGCGUGGGCUCGCUCACUUAUAAGGUGUGGCAUCUGGAGCCGGACACAGAGUACCGUAUCAGUGUUUUACUGACCCGGCCAGGGGAGGGAGGCACAGGGGCGCCUGGACCCCCCCUGGUCAGCAGGACCAAGUGUGCAGAGCCCAUGCGUGCGUUGCGAGGCCUCACAGCGACAGAGAUUCAGCCUCGUCAACUAACCUUACAGUGGGAACCUCUGGGCUACAACCUGACGCGCUGCCAUACCUACUCUGUCUCUCUCUGCUACCGCUACUCCACGCCUGCAGGGGGCAGCGCAGGGAACAACGCCACAGUGAGGGAGUGUCUCUCUGUGGAGAGGAACCAAUCACACUUCACCCUGAGGGACCUGCCCCCGUUCCGAUCCGUCCACGUCCGACUGGCUCUGGACAACCCAGAAGGCAAGAAGGAGAGCAGAGAGGUCACCUUUCAAACUGAGGAGGACAUUCCUGGUGGCGUUGCCCCAGAGUCACUGACCUUCACUCCAUUGGACGAUAUGAUCUUUCUGAAAUGGGAGGAGCCUGUGGAGCCCAAUGGGGUAAUCACACAGUAUGAGAUCAGUUAUCAGGGCAUCGAGUCAUCUGACCCAGGUAUCAACGUACCAGGCCCUCGCCGUACCGUUUCCAAACUGAGGAACGAAACAUACCACAUGUUCUCUGGCCUACACCCCGGCACCACCUACCUGGUGUCUGUUAGAGCUCGCACCGCCAAGGGCUUCGGACAGACCGCCCUCACUGAGAUCACCACCAACAUCUCCGCCCCAGUGUUUGACUAUGAGGAUGUCCCAGCCCCACUCAGUGAGUCAGAGAGCACCAUCACGGUGCUGUUGAGACCAGCGCUGGGCAGAGGAGCACCAGUCAGUGCGUACCAGGUGGUGGUAGUAGAAGAGGACGGUUCCAGGCGGGUCAGGAGGAGCAGGAGGAGGAGGAGGGAGCUGGGUAGCGGAUCAGACUGUUUCCCUGUGCCAGCGUCCCAGGUGGAGGCUCAGUCUAAGUCCCACUACUACACGGCUGAGCUUCCCCCCUCCAGUCUCCCUGAGGCCACUCCGUUCACCGUAGGGGACAACCACACCUAUAACGGCUACUGGAACACUCCCCUGGACCCCUCCAAGAACUACCUGGUCUUCUUCCAGGCUAUAAGCAACUUCAGAGGGGAGACGAGAAUGAACUGCAUCCGGAUUGCCCGUAAAGGUGCCUGUAAGGACCAUAAGAGGACCCUGGAGGUGUCCCAACAUGCAGAGGACAUGGGUCUGAUCUUGGGGGCCUGUGCUGGGGGACUGGUGGUCCUUAUUCUGCUGCUGGGGGCCAUCGUCAUCGUCGUCAAGAAGGGAAGGGACUUCUAUUCUUACUCUUACUACCCCAGGAAGAAUGUAGCGCUGAACAAGGCAGCCAUGUCGUACCGUCAGGAGAAGACCAGGAAGCUAGGUUCUUUGGACUGCAGCAUGACAGAGCAGAGCACCUUGCAGCAGGACGAGCGCACCGCUAACUCCUUCAUGGACGCCCAUGCCUGCAACACACGGAACGAACAGAGGAGUUCAGUGAACGAGUCCAGCAGCCUGUUGGGUGGUUCCCCUCGACGCCACUGUCGUAGGAAGAGCUCUCCGUACCACACGGGUCAACUUCACCCCGCGGUCAGGGUGGCAGACCUCCUCCAACACAUCAACCAGAUGAAGACUGGGGAGGGAUACGGCUUCAAACAGGAGUAUGAGAGCUUCUUUGAUGGAUGGGAUGUCACCAAGAAGAAGGACAAGACUAAAGGGAGACAUGACAGUUUGCUGGGGCAUGAUCGUCAUCGAGUCAAGCUGCACUCCCUCCUAGCAGACCCCAACUCUGACUAUGUCAAUGCCAACUACAUAGACAUCCGGAUAAACAGGGAAGGGUACCAGCGAUCAAACCACUUCAUAGCCACCCAAGGUCCCAAGCAGGAGAUGAUCUACGACUUCUGGAGGAUGGUGUGGCAGGAGAACUGCUUCAGUAUUGUCAUGAUCACUAAACUGGUCGAAGUGGGCAGGAUGAAGUGCUGUAAGUACUGGCCCGAGGACAGUGAACUCUAUGGUGACAUCAAGAUCACACUGCUGAAAACGGAAACACUGGCCGAGUACACCGUCCGCACCUUUGCUAUGGAGCGGAGGGGCUACCCAGCCAAACAUGAGGUGUGUCAGUUCCACUUCACCUCCUGGCCAGAGCAUGGUGUUCCCUACCAUGCCACAGGCCUGCUGGCCUUCCUACGACGGGUCAAGGCUUCCACACCCCCUGACGCUGGGCCCGUGGUUGUCCACUGCAGUAUGGGAGCAGGCAGAACAGGCUGCUACAUCGUGCUGGACGUCAUGCUGGAUAUGGCAGAGUGUGAGGGAGUGGUGGACAUCUACAACUGUGUCAAGACCCUUUGCUCCCGACGCAUCAACAUGAUACAGACAGAGGAGCAGUAUGUGUUCAUCCACGAUGCCAUUCUGGAGGCCUGUCUGUGUGGAGAGACAGCUAUACCAGUUAUUGAGUUUGCUCUGACCUAUAAGGAGAUGCUGAGGGUUGACUCACAGAGCAACACCUCCCAGCUACGAGAGGAGUUCCAGACUUUGAACUCUGUGACCCCUCACCUGGACGUGGAGGAGUGCAGCGUGUCCCUGCUGCCUAGGAACCGUGAGAAGAACCGUAGCAUGGACGUCCUGCCUCCAGACCGCGCCCUGGCCUUCCUGGUUACCACCGAGGGCGUUGCCGAGGGGAACAGCUACAUCAACGCUGCUCUCACCGACAGCUUUCACCGACCCGCCGCCUUUGUGGUAACGCCACACCCGUUACCGGGAACCACAGCAGACUUCUGGAGGCUGGUCUAUGACUAUGGAUGUACCUCAGUGGUGAUGCUCAACCAGAUCAACCAGUCCAACUCUGCCUGGGUGAGAAGAGGGGAGCCGUGUCUACAGUACUGGCCAGAGCCUGGGCUGCAGCAGUUUGGACCAAUGACAGUGGAGCUUCUGUCCAUGAUGGCUGAUGAUGACGUCAUAAUCCGUCUGUUCCGGGUUCAGAACAUCAUGCGGCUCCAGGAAGGUCAGCUGGUGGUUCGUCAUUUCCAGUUCCUGCGCUGGUCUCCAUACCGUGACGUGCCAGACUCUAAGAAGGCUUUCCUCAGCCUCCUGGCCCAGGUCCACAACUGGCAGAGGGAGUGUGGAGAGGGACGUACCAUCGUCCACUGUCUAAACGGUGGCGGUAGGAGCGGGACAUUCUGCGCUUGUACCAUGCUGCUAGAGAUGAUCCGUCAUCACAGCGUGGUGGAUGUCUUCUACGCUGCCAAGACGCUACGCAACUCCAAACCCAACAUGGUGGAGACCAUGGAGCAGUACCGGUUCUGCUAUGACCUGGCCUUGGAGUACCUGGACGCCUUGGACUGCCUGAGUGAGAUAGAAGUGAGAUAGCACUGAUCCCAGAUCAGCUCAGGCUCAGGGGAGAUGGAGUGGAGUCCUGGGCCUAGCCUGGAUCUCAACCUGGGUCCACAUCACCUGGGCCUCCCAGCCUGGUCCUAGCCUGAGUUUACAGCCUGGGCCUGAGUCUGGGUCCACAUCACCUGGGCCUCCCAGCCUGGUCCUAGCCUGAGUUUAUAGCCUGGGCCUGAGUCUGGGUCCACACUGCUCUGCUUCUCUCUCUAUACUUCUACGUCUAGUACUGUAUUUUCAGACCUGCUCGACCCCAGAAGGAGUGUAGGGAUAGAGGCCUGGGCCUCACCACUCCGUCUUGGGUCUCCCCUUGGGUCUACAGCCUUGGUCUAGCCUGGUUUCUGCUCUGUUCCGCUUCCUUCUCUUCUCGACUCCCAGGUCUGGGUGAUUCAAUGUAUCUGCUGCCAUAACUGACCUGGGCAAAAGAAAACAAUGAGAGCGAAGGAGAGGGAGACAGAGAGAGAUGAUGGGACAUGCUCCUACCUUCUACCUGUUAUAUACUGUACUGUUGUCCUUUCCCUUGCAUUUGUAUCCCGCUGUAAGUUACUAUUUGUUCUGUGCCACAUACUAUCUGCCAAACCCAAGGAAGAGGACAAGGAAAUGGGCAGGAUCAUUCUCUUCUCAUUGGACGUUUUUCUGGUCACUUGACCACUGGUGGUAUACUCAAAGGUCUCUGCAACUUCCUGCCUUAUUUUACUCUGUCAAUGACAACAACAAUUACAACAACAAAAAAUACAAAGUAGAAGCUGAAGUUUAACAACAAGACAAUGACAUCACAUACAACUGCCUGCAAAUAAAACAUGUCAACUAUUGGGUGAUCUUGUGUGUUUGUUUUGUAAUACGUGCAAUGAUCUUGUAUAUUAUGCAAUGAUCUACUGUUGGUGAACAUCCGAUGUUGUUACUGUACACUGGUGUUUUCUCUGGUGAGGCUGGAAUGGCAGAGAAUACGUUUACAAAGAGAAUGGCACUGAAUUUAUGUUGGGUGCGUCUAUCCUAUGGUCAUAUUGUACAGAAAGGUUCCUAUCUUGUCUAUUAUUUAUUGUUUGUGUAAAUAGAUUGUUUUCCAGAUGUUUAUCGAUGUUUGUCGUAUUAACUCUGUGCCAAUCCAUUAUCUUUGUGUUUAUGAACAACAUGGUCUCAUUAGAAUAUGUCAAAAUAGUGACGUUUAACCAUUGUAGUUAUAUGCCACCCAGUUUGACAUAUUACUUUUAUGUCACGUCUGGUGACAUAUUACUUUUAUGUUACUUUUGGUGGCAUAUUACUCCAUAAUGUAAUGAGAUAUGUCUAUAAAUGACAUUGGAGUUAUACAGUACUGUAUGUCACCCAAUUUGACAUAUUACUUAUAUGUAAUUUCUGGUGACUUAUAGCUUCAUAUUUGUAAUGAGUUAUGUCUGCUAUAAAUGAGGACCACUUGAGAACCUGCAUGCCAGUCAGUCGUUAGUGUUUCCAUUGCAGUUUGUGACCCAGUCUGCUUCGGGGGACCGCCCCCACUGCUACCAGAGACGGGGGUUGCAAAAUUCCCAUAGCAUUCCCAAAAUUCCCAGGUUUUCCUGAAAUUCCCAGUUGGUGCAUUGCCUGACUAACGAACCGAAAAGAAAAGAGGGAAUCCUCUAACUGGGAAACCUCAACCCUGGAAUCUUACAACUGGGAUUUUAGGAAAGCCUGGAACGUUUGAGGAAGUUACCCAAUUUUGCAACCCUACACAAGAACACCUAUAUUCAGAGAGAUCAAUGUAAAAAAAAGAACAUGAUGUGUCUCUAGUUGUGGGAACAAAGGUGAUCAGUUUGCCGAAACUAGUUGCUUUUUAAAUUUGUAUUUAUUCAUUCAAUGUGUUUUAUUUUCUAAAGAGUGUAUAAAUGAAAAUAAAUAAACUAUUACGAUGUUGCUAAUAUCAUAUGA
This is a messenger RNA of Oncorhynchus tshawytscha (Chinook salmon), 6496 nucleotides long. Its product is annotated as receptor-type tyrosine-protein phosphatase U-like. Gene Ontology annotation, cellular component: membrane. Gene Ontology annotation, biological process: protein dephosphorylation. Lineage: Eukaryota; Metazoa; Chordata; Actinopteri; Salmoniformes; Salmonidae. The record is from RefSeq and is a predicted model, not a curated record. Gene Ontology annotation, molecular function: protein binding; protein tyrosine phosphatase activity. The transcript has 32 exons. The coding region runs from base 161 to 4579 and encodes 1472 amino acids.